AUGCUAAAUUGGUGGCUAGGCAAGGGUGCUGAAGGGAGCCAUGGUCAAGAUGGAAACCCCGAGUUAGAGCCUCCAGAAACGCCCGCUCCUGUCUUCGCUGCGCGUGCGCUAAAGAGCGCAAUAUUCGGAACCCCAGCACCACCAGCUGACGAUACCCUCUAUGAAAUUGACCAGCCGUCCGAUACGAUGGCUGAGGCCGCGGCGAAAAAUAGACUCUCGAUGAAUCUCUCUCCCACCAAGCCCCAGGGUAUCCUGUUGACACCGGGGACUGCAACAACGCGGAGAAAGACCGUUUCUUUUGGAAGCGAGGUCGUGGACACAACCGGUCUGCCUGCAGGGAGACUUAGAAGAAGUGGAAGGCUAGAAGAACCCACAGAUACCUCGGGAAACGAGAGACAGUCAAAUCGGAAGGCGUCGAGCAGAGCUUCGAGGAAACCCUCCUUCACUGCAAGGUUGGAGAAUGCACGAGAAGGAGCCCUGGCAAAGACCGAACCAACCAUUUCUCUGUUUGAUGCAGAACCCCAGGAGAGUCUUAGUUCGAAUAUCGAUGGUCUAGAACUACACGGGUCACGUUCAAAACCUGGUACCGCAAACCAGGUUCAUAAGAGUAAUUCCGACUUGCUGCAACAAGUCCUCAUCCCAAAUGACAAGCUCGACGGCGAUGUAACGAUGGACCUGAAUGAACCACACUCUCAGUCUGGAAAGUACUGGAAAUCACAAUAUCAGAGCUAUCAUGACGAAGCAAAGGUUGAGAUGCAGAAUCUUCUCAAAUCCAAGCAUCUUAUUAGAAGUUACGCCAAGACGAAGGACGGGCAAGCUGUCGACUUAGCCGAAAAAUUAAGAGAAGAACAGCUGAAAGUCAUCAGCAUGGAGAGUGAGAUUUCGAAGCUUUCUGCGCGUCUAGCUAGAGCGGGCUUGGAUGGAGCUGAGGAUGAGGCCCCAGAGUUAAUCAAAGAACUGGCUAGACAAACUGCUCAGGCGUUAAAAUACAAAGCUCAGGUGGACAACCUCCGAAUAACCCUCCGAGAAGUCAGAAGUAGUAAGAUCUCGUCGAACGAAACUGCCAGCCAAAAUCCUCUAUCACUACGAAGCGAGCAAACCCAUCUCGAUAUCCACCAAGAGCUCAAGGAGGCAAAGGAGCAGCUACGUGAUAUGGCCGCGAUCCGCAACGAGAUAGACAAAAUGAGACAGACCUUAUCUACUGCAGAGGCGAAUAAUCGGAAUCUUCAGGAGGAGAAUACGAGAUUGACCGCCGACUUACGCCAUGCAAACAUGCGACUCGACAAGCAGAGCGAGAAGAGCGAGAAGCGUCGGCAGUCAUUUGAGGAACAAUUCCAUGAUAAUGAAGAGGCUCUUAAAACUCUUCAAAAGAGCUACGACGAGUUAAAAGAGCAAGCGAAGUCACAACGUCGGGAUGCUGGGAAACUCCUAAAGGAACGACAUGACCAAGCUGUAGAAUUUAAAAAAGAGAUUGCCUCAAUGCGAGGCGCAGAAUCUACUAUUCGCGAUCUUCAGCAAGCCCUGUCACAGAAAACAUCUGAACAUGAUGAGGUCGUGGCGGAUCUUCAAAAGCAAAUUGCAGAACUGAAGCGGAGCAGCAGACAAGAGCCUAGCUUGAUAGACCCGGGAUAUAGCAGAAAGCAGCAGCCUGCAAAGCCAGUUGCAUCUGAGGAGUCUUGCCAGUCUCGCCAUAGUCUCAUCCCGGUGACUAUUCAGUCAAAUUUUCGCCCUUCCAAGACCCGGACUGCUUCUCAUUCUGAGACGCCAGUAGGAUCCCCUCAACGUGCCCAUCCCGCAUUAUCAGAGAUAAUCAACCACGCGACUGUCGAUACCGUGCCCCCGAGAACAUCCGGGCCAGUACAUUACACACCACUGGCUAAACGAUUCUCUGAUAUGACCUUGGAAUCCCCGAAAUUCGAGUUGCCUUCUUUGGAACGGUCACCCCCCCGAAACAUAGGCCGGAAAAUCCCCAAGAUGGAUCAUCGUCUAAGCCCAAGACCGUCUAUGUUCAAUAUUACGUCAAGCCCUCCAAAGAUGGCGGGUAACGAUCGAGGAGGGCGACGACCGAUGAGCGUUCCCUCAGGCCGAUUACCCAGCUUGGAUGGCUCCAAGGCAAGGAAUCCGCUUCCGCCGGAGAGAGCUGCCGCCGCAAGGGCCCGACUAGAGCAGAAGAACGCUGAAAAGAAGCGGCGCCGAGCACUGGAGACGGACAAGGAGAAUAUGCCAUCUUAA
Venustampulla echinocandica is the source of this 2232-nucleotide messenger RNA. RefSeq lists its product as uncharacterized. NCBI's taxonomy places the organism in Eukaryota, Fungi, Ascomycota, Leotiomycetes, Helotiales, Pleuroascaceae. The record is from RefSeq and is a predicted model, not a curated record. The coding region runs from base 1 to 2232 and encodes 743 amino acids. The transcript is spliced from 2 exons.